Messenger RNA from Dromaius novaehollandiae (emu), 1046 nucleotides. RefSeq names its product maestro heat-like repeat-containing protein family member 1. The coding region runs from base 229 to 621 and encodes 130 amino acids. The transcript is spliced from 3 exons. Gene Ontology annotation, cellular component: cytoplasm. NCBI's taxonomy places the organism in Eukaryota, Metazoa, Chordata, Aves, Casuariiformes, Dromaiidae. The record is from RefSeq and is a predicted model, not a curated record.
CUCCGUGGGAGGUGGGUAAUGGCUGCUGUCUGGUAGCAGUCCCAGUCUCGCCCAUGUGUCUUGCAGGUGCCGCGGAUCAUCAGGUGCCUCUACCGAAACCUGAAGUACGUCAGGGAGUUCUCGGCCCGGGUCACGCUAAACAGGACCCUUUGCCAGCUGGCCUGCUCGAAGCCUGCUGAGGUGACCGUGAGCCUGCUGUACUGCUCGCCACUGUGCAACAGCACCGCCAUGACCCUGUGGAAGGUGCUGAUGGCUAAGCCGCUGGUUGCGAGAGACGUGCUGCGGGAGCUGCUGAGCUUGCUGGAGGAGCGUCCACUGCGCAGGCAGUCCAGCUGCGAGAGGGACAACAGCUGCAUCCUUCCCCUGGCCGCAACGAGAGCACUGCAUGCAAUCGUCCAGGAGCCCGCCUGCGCGCAGGUGGUGAAGGCGUUUUUCCCCCAGUUCUUCCUGGCGCUGCUCUUUCAGAUGGUCUUCACAGCAGAGUUCACCCGCCAGGAGGCCAACAUCUUCCUGAGGGAAUGCCAACGGGAUGAGUCCCGUGCCUGCAGCCACGUGAGGUGCUGGAUCCCAGUGCCCCGUCUCUGCUUCGGACCUGGAGGCAGGGCCAGGCUGGCCGUGUGACGUGGGCUUUGCUCCAUGCAGGUGCGCUGUGGAGGCCAUGAAAGGUCUCUUCAGCUGCGCUGGCUAUCAGCGUGCAGCCCUGGCUGUUGAGAGGAAGGGUGGCUGGGAGCUGUUUCUGUGUGCAGAGACAUCUCAGAGGGGAGUGUCUGUGCUGGCCAGGUACAGCCCUUUUCUCCCUGCUCUCCACCAGCACCUCUUCCCUGGACUUGGGGUGCCCCCCCAGUGUCCUUCCCUGUGGGUGAGGGGGGACCCCAGUUCUGCAAGAGAGGAGCUGCAGCCUGAGCACUUGUGGCAAGGGGUCCCCCAGCAAAAGGGCCAUGGGAUCUGCCUGCCCCAUUGCUGGGCAGCUGGGAGAGUUGCUGGGGGAGCAGGUGGUGUUUGGAGUGGUGGGAGAGGGUCCCUCACAGGAGUGGUGCCCUCCCAAA